AUGGAAAAAAUUGGUACUUUGGAAUGCAAGUCUGUAAUCAGUGAGUUAACUCAAGGUAGGGAACUGGCAAACCAGCUUAAAAACCAACUUCAUCCUGCAAAAUCGCACGAGACCUGCGCGAUUUUAGUGGAGAAUAUACUCUCUUCCUAUGAAAAUGCUAUUUCAUUGCUAAAUUGUAGGGCUAUGUUUGGAGAAACUUCACCAGUUUCUGCUGCCAUUUUGGAGUCACCAUAUUCCCUUGCUGGUACUCCAACCAGUGAGGGCUCUAACCCUUUUUCCAAGGAUCAAAACCAAAGAGAUGUAUUCAAGAAAAGAAAGAUAUUGCCUAAAUGGAGUGAAGAAGUUCGUGUUUGCUCUGGGACUGGACUGGAAGGUCCUCUUGAUGAUGGAUAUAAUUGGAGAAAAUAUGGGCAGAAAGAUAUUUUAGGGGCUAAUUUCCCAAGGGCAUAUUACAGAUGCACUCAUCGUCAUACGCAAGGAUGUUUGGCCACGAAACAAGUCCAGAAAUCAGAUGAAGACCCCUCAAUUUUUGAGGUCAACUAUAGAGGAAGGCACACUUGUAUUCAAGAAAGGCUAAAGCUGAACAAAGAAGAUUAUAAUGUGAAGGAAGAAGACAGCAAUAAUAGACACGCAGAGGAGAUGGUGAUCAGCAACGAACCGGGCAUUAAACUUGAAACUCCAGAUUUGAAUCCUAAGGAGGAAAUGGAUCCUUCCUUCUCAUUUCCUUUGACUCCAAUUGUAUCUGAUGACGUGGAAACUGAAUUCUUGUUAGAGCCUGCCAAGGAUUGCAAUUUCAUGGAAAGUUAUACGUCUCCAUUUAUAUCCCCGGCCACAUCUGAGUGUAACUAUUUCUCGAAAUCGCUGUGCCAGAUGAACGACUUUUGGGUUGAUCACAACUUGCAAAGCUCAGAAUCAGAUUUUGCCGAUAUAAUCUCCACUCCAACUUCAGUCACCAAUUCCCCAUUCAGCUAUUGGGAUUUCACAGCUGAUCCGUUGGAGUUGGAUCUUAAUUUCCUUCUUGACACCUCUAAGUACUUCUAA
Fraxinus pennsylvanica is the source of this 1041-nucleotide messenger RNA. NCBI's taxonomy places the organism in Eukaryota, Viridiplantae, Streptophyta, Magnoliopsida, Lamiales, Oleaceae. The record is from the annotation of a GenBank genome assembly.